This is a messenger RNA of Pogona vitticeps (central bearded dragon), 2347 nucleotides long. NCBI's taxonomy places the organism in Eukaryota, Metazoa, Chordata, Lepidosauria, Squamata, Agamidae. The record is from RefSeq and is a predicted model, not a curated record.
UUGGGUACCCUUACUCCCGAGUCGGUCCGCUUGCCUGACGUGCAAGGAAGCCCCAUGGAGUCCAGUUGAGGCUUGGCUCCUUCCAGUCGGCCAGGAGGAGUCCUGAGCAUGCUAAGAGCGGAGCCCCAGGCACGCCUCCUCGGGAGCAAGUCCCCCUCGAGGGGAGCGAGCCGGACUCCCUCAACAAAGAUUCUGCUGCUCUUCGAAGAAGGUUUUGGCAGGGGUCUUGAGUGGAAGAACUAUCCUCUUAUUACAGCCAUGUUAACAACAGGAUGAAGCUGGAGGCUGUUGUGGAACAGCUGCAAAAGCAGCAGCAGCAGCAACAACAACAACAACAAGCCCCUCUGCUGAUGGAUGCCAGAGAGAGACAGCAGAGGCAGAUGAGAGAAACCCAGCUGCAUUAUGCUCAACAGCUGACAGUGCAACCCCCUGCCCUCUCUGCUGCAUCUGGCAAGGCUUCGAGUAGCCCAGCUCUUGGCCCUUCAGCGCGAGUCCUGCCUGUGCUUGGGGCUGCCCGAACUUUUGAUCAGAGCAGUAUGAACUCGGAGGAGGAUGAAGAUGAAGAAGGAGAAGAAGAGGAAGAGGAAGAAGAAGAUUUGGAAGAUGGUGAUCUUGAGGAGGGAGCUCCAAGAACUGGGAAAGAUGCGUGCUCUGCUUUGAAGUAUUUUCAUGCUUCCAAAGUAACCCCUCAUAACCAAAGAGUGGCUUCUUCAUCAAAUACCCUGCCAGUUCUUGGGGUGCAGCGGGGGCAACAGGGAAAGGAUGACCAGGGUAAAGAAGCUAUGAACCCUCCAUAUUCUGGUACAUCAUCUGUGAGGCAGACCUGGAGGUUGGAUGAACAGCUCAAGCAGAAUGGCAGCCUGAACUGGAACGAAGAUGCUGAUUGCAGCAGAGGGAGAGAGAUCUCUCGAGACUUCGCUAAGUUGUAUGAAUUGGAUAGCGACCCUGAACGGAAGAAAUUCCUGGAUGAUCUCUUUGUCUUUAUGCAGAAGAGAGGAACACCAAUCAACCGUAUCCCCAUUAUGGCAAAGCAGAUCCUUGACCUCUACAUGCUGUACAAGCUGGUGACGGAGAAAGGAGGGCUGGUGGAAAUCAUCAACAAAAAAAUCUGGAGGGAGAUCACCAAAGGCCUUAACCUGCCCACUUCCAUCACCAGUGCUGCAUUUACACUUCGCACCCAGUAUAUGAAGUACCUCUAUGCCUAUGAAUGUGAGAAGAAGUCCCUAAGUUCUCCUGCUGAGCUGCAGGCAGCCAUUGACGGCAACAGGAGGGAGGGCCGGCGGCCCAGUUACAGCUCCUCCUUGUUCAGUUACUCGCCUGCUGCAACAGGACCUCCUUCUCUUCUGUGUCCUCCAAAGAUCCGCUUCCCCAUCGUUAGCCUCACCCCCAGCAGCGGAACCACAAACACUCACCUGUCUCCAGCAGGUGCUCUCAGGAAAGGUGACAGCAUCCCUUUGAGUGUGUCCACGCCAAAUCGCAUUGCCAUGCCUGUGUCCUUGGCUAAUCAACAGGCCACCAUAGCAGCAGCCAGAACGGCCACCCUGGAGCAGCUGAGGGAGAGGCUAGAAUCUGGUGAGCCGGCAGAAAAGAUUGCCCGCAUGACCGAGGAAGAGCAGCGGUUUGUCCAACAGGCUUUUCAGCGGAACCUCUUCAGCAUGGCACGGCAGCUGCCCAUGAAGAUCAAAAUCAAUGGCCGAGAGGAUAAAUCAGAUUCGGCAGCAACUGCGGCAGCAUUGAACUGGACCCCAUCUGGCUUUGGGAGCAUUAAUAUGUCAGUGGAGAUCAAUGGCACAAUCUAUGCCGGGGUCCUGUUUGCCCAGAAGCCUGUUGUCCACCUCAUUGCCGGAUCCAGCACGCAGAGCACCGGUGGCGGUAGCAGCAGCUCCUCCCACUGCUCCCCAAGCCCUACCUCCUCCAGGGGCACCCCCAGCGUCGAGCCCUCCACCAGUUGGUCCCUCUGAGCUGGAAACCCAGGAAGGGCUGGUCUGGCGUUCUCCGGCCUUCCAGCGGCGCCUCUCGGCUUGGAGUCUCACCGGUGACCUCGCCUCGAGGAACGCACUUUUGCGACCGCCCGGACGGCAGCCGAGGACGGGAGAUUCUGUGCUGGCAAGGUUCCCUUUGGGAGGAUCUUGCUGUCCAUGUAGCCUUUCUUCAGGUCUUGCUGUGUCCUCAAUGAAAAGAAGGGCGAAGGGGUGGGGGUGGGGGAGGGAAAGGGGACACAGGGCGUGUUUCAAUCAGGGAUUCUCUGGAUCGGCUGUGCAUUUCUGUAGAUGACUGAGCAUCACCACAGUAGCAAAAGGGCCGGGACACAAAACUAUUUUUUUUCUUCCCUCCAGCCAGCUAUACC